This is a messenger RNA of Archocentrus centrarchus (flier cichlid), 1856 nucleotides long. RefSeq lists its product as uncharacterized. Lineage: Eukaryota; Metazoa; Chordata; Actinopteri; Cichliformes; Cichlidae. The transcript is spliced from 2 exons. Bases 31 to 1470 code for a protein of 479 amino acids. Gene Ontology annotation, biological process: DNA integration. The record is from RefSeq and is a predicted model, not a curated record. Gene Ontology annotation, molecular function: nucleic acid binding.
CUUGCUAGAGAAAGGUUCUACUGGCCGUUUAUGGCAAAAGAAAUUGAGGACUAUGUCACUCGGAGAUGUCCAUGUGUCAAAGCCAAGAAGCCUGUCACUCAUGAUCGUGCUCCUAUGGGUAGCAUCACAUCAAGCUUCCCUUUGGAACUUGUGUGUAUUGAUUACUUGCAUUUGGAAGCAAGUUGUGGAGGCUACGAAUACAUUCUGGUGGUGCUUGAUCAUUUCACUCGAUUUGCUCAGGCCUAUCCCACAAAGAACAAGAGUGGAAAAACAGCUGCUGAGCGGAUUUUCAGUGACUUCAUACCCCGAUUUGGAUAUCCGGCCAAAUUGCAUCACGACCAAGGCCGUGAAUUUGAAAACAAACUGUUCGAAACGCUGCAGAAACUGGCUGGAGUAGGUCACUCAAGGACAACGCCAUACCAUCCGCAGGGCAAUCCAGCUGAGCGAUUGAACCGCACCAUACUCCAGAUGUUGAGAACACUGACAGAAAGUGAGAAACUGCGGUGGAAGGACCACCUCCCACACAUUAUCCACGCAUACAAUUGUACUCGACAUGAAUCCACUGGCUACUCACCCUUUUUCCUCCUCUAUGGCCGUCAUCCACAUCUCCCAAUUGACUUGCUGUUUGGGUUGACUCGAGAUAAGGAGUCAUACUCGCCAAGGGGUUAUGCGGAAACAUGGGCUGAGAGAAUGGCAGAAGCCUAUCGGAUUGCAAGUGAGAACAGCAAAAAGUCCAGUGACAGAGGGAAAGUAAUCUAUGACAGGAAAACCAAAGGAGUCAUGUUGCAACCUGGAGACCGGGUUCUGGUAAGGAAUCUCAGUGAACGUGGAGGGCCAGGCAAGUUAAGAUCAUAUUGGGAGAAGACUAUCUAUAUCGUCAAAAGUCAGCUUGCUGAGAGUCCAGUGUACAUUGUCAGUCCUGAGAGCGGUGACCACAAGAAAACCAGAACACUACACCGCAAUCUCCUAUUGCUAGUAAAUGACUUGCCUGUGGAAGUUGUUUCACCCCGUGCCAGACAUGUCCCUGACAAGAGACCAAAACACAAAGAAAGACAGACAGACGCACAAGAAAUGGAUGAGAACGACAACUCAGACUCAGAUGAUGACUGUGUCUCUCAUUACUGGCUCAGAGUACCUGCGGAAAGAACUGAAGAAAGAUCUCUCAUCAACCAUGAGGAACUUACCUUUUCUCUGAGAGAUCCUUGUCAAAACCCUGUAAGAGACUCAGUUGCUCCCGAACCUGUGAUCAGCAGUGGUCAUACGGUGCCCGAGCACAACCUGUCUCCUACAGAAAGUGGAGCUGAACAAAACCAGGAUGAAGACCAGCGUGCUCUUAUUGAACCUGAGACAGACAAUGGAGUUCAAGAGCGAUCCCAGAUCCGAUCCCAGACCCCACCUGUUGAGCAUGAUCAGCCAGAGAUUAGAAGGUCUGCUCGUGAAACAAAACCAACACACUGUGUUAAAUAUUGAGUGUGUAUGCAGUUACUCCGCUCCCACCAGUAGGAGGCACUGUGAGAUGGUGGUGUGCCUGCCGCUCGUGGAUUCCCCUCAUAGCUGAGGAGGAAUCAGAGACGACAAACCGCUUCUCCUGUGUCAUCUUAUUGUUUUCCAUUAUUCCAGGUAUGUUGUGUUUGAAACUGUAAGGAAAAUGGGUGUAACUGCUAGUUAAUGUUUGUAGACAAAGUCGAAUUCAGAACGAUGGUGUUAAUGAGCGGUAAGAUGCGUUAUCCUUUGUUUAUGAGAUCGAUCGUCACCGAGAGUGAAAGUGACAGCAGUGCGGCCAUUUUGCUAGCAGGCAGCUAACUACUGAAAGCCUGUGUGAGCUGAUGCACUUUCAUUCUCAUUGUUUCAUGUAU